Iphiclides podalirius (scarce swallowtail) is the source of this 342-nucleotide messenger RNA. Lineage: Eukaryota; Metazoa; Arthropoda; Insecta; Lepidoptera; Papilionidae. The record is from the annotation of a GenBank genome assembly.
AUGCCGAUAUCGAUUCAGCGGCACGCGCUCGCCAAGAAACCGGUGAGGCAAGGUCGCCGAAACCGGCCGUUGACCCCGCACGGGCCGUUCCAAGAAGCCCGCCCCGCGUCGGGCCGUGCCGCGGCGCGUUUGAUGUUCGCUCGCGGAUCGCUAUUGAUGGGUACGCUCGCCCCCGCCUUCAACGUUACCAAAGACCUCGAUAAUUCGCCAUCCCCUUUCGAGUCCACGGCCGCCGCUGUACGUAAUGACUGGGCGCUCGAAAGGACAAAUAACGCGUCGCGUGCACAUGGCAAGGCUAGGGCGCUACCCUCGCCGAGAGGCAUCAUCGCACCGCAAAUUUCG